This is a messenger RNA of Penicillium coprophilum, 651 nucleotides long. Its product is annotated as J-type chaperone JAC1. Bases 1 to 651 code for a protein of 216 amino acids. The record is from RefSeq and is a predicted model, not a curated record. Gene Ontology annotation, cellular component: mitochondrion. Gene Ontology annotation, biological process: [2Fe-2S] cluster assembly; protein complex oligomerization. Gene Ontology annotation, molecular function: protein-folding chaperone binding; ATPase activator activity. Lineage: Eukaryota; Fungi; Ascomycota; Eurotiomycetes; Eurotiales; Aspergillaceae. The transcript has a single exon.
AUGACACAUUGCCGCUCUGCUUCAACAAAAUCUUCCACCCCAACAGAAGCAAGCAAGACAAUCCUCGCCGGCGCGCCAGACAUUACCAACCACUACACAAUCUUCCCUCGAACACUACCAGCAGGCCCACCACCGGGCUCCCCAUUCACCAUCUCAACUAACGAUCUCCGCCGCGAAUUCCUUCAACUACAAGGCCUCGUCCACCCAGACAAAUACCCCAACGGAACAGAGAAGCAGCAAGCCGAGGCUCUCUCAGCACGAAUCAACGAAGCGUACCGGACACUUCUGGAUCCGCUGCAGCGUGCACAGUAUAUUCUUCGGGAAUGGCACGGGAUCGACGUGACAGCGGAAGAUGCGUCGACUAAGCAUGCGCUUGAUGCGGAGACGCUGAUGGAGGUCAUGGAGGUGCAGGAGACCAUUGAGGAAGUUGGGGGGUCUGCUGACGCGGAGGCGCAGAUCGAUGCGCUGAAGAAGGAGAAUGAGGGGAGGGUUGAUAGAUGUGUGGAGAGUCUUGGGGAGGCGCUUGAGAAAGGGGAUUUGGAGGCUGCGAGGAUGGAAUGUAUUCGGUUGCGAUUUUGGUACAGUGUUGGAGAAGGGCUGAGGGAGUGGGAGCCUGGGAAUACCGAGAUUCGGUUGAUGCAUACUAGUUGA